Molecule: messenger RNA, 3687 nt
Organism: Phaethon lepturus (White-tailed tropicbird)
Lineage: Eukaryota; Metazoa; Chordata; Aves; Phaethontiformes; Phaethontidae
Gene: SRPK2
Product: SRSF protein kinase 2
Exons: 15
Coding region: 139-2205 (688 amino acids)
Biological process (GO): regulation of mRNA processing; protein phosphorylation; spliceosomal complex assembly
Molecular function (GO): protein kinase activity; ATP binding
Source: RefSeq, a predicted model, not a curated record
UGCGGCCUCCUUCCGAACAAAAGGGCGUAGGGAAAUAAAAUCGUUUGGUUAAUAAGACUUCGGAAAGCGAGGGCAGGCGGUCUCGGUUGUGAAUAUUUUCUGAUUUUUCCAGAAAUCAAGCAGAAGAUUGAGCUGCUGAUGUCAGUUAACUCUGAGAAGUCGUCCUCUUCAGAAAGGCCAGAGCCUCAACAGAAAGCACCCUCUGCACCUCCACCUCCACCCCCGCCCCCACCUCCGCCCCUGCCGGAGCCCACCCCGCCAGAGCCAGAGGAGGAGAUUUUAGGAUCCGACGAUGAGGAGCAAGAGGAUCCCGCAGAUUACUGUAAAGGAGGCUAUCAUCCAGUGAAAAUUGGUGAUCUUUUCAAUGGCCGGUAUCAUGUUAUUAGAAAGUUAGGAUGGGGACACUUCUCUACAGUCUGGCUAUGCUGGGAUAUGCAGGGGAAAAGGUUUGUUGCAAUGAAAGUUGUAAAAAGUGCCCAGCAUUAUACAGAGACAGCCUUGGAUGAAAUAAAGUUGCUGAAAUGUGUCCGUGAAAGUGACCCUAAUGAUCCCAACAAGGAUAUGGUUGUACAGCUCAUUGAUGAUUUCAAAAUUUCUGGAAUGAAUGGAAUCCAUGUCUGUAUGGUCUUUGAAGUACUUGGACAUCAUCUCCUAAAAUGGAUAAUCAAGUCCAAUUAUCAAGGCCUUCCCAUCCGUUGUGUAAAAAGUAUAAUUAGACAGGUACUUCAAGGUCUGGAUUAUCUACACAGCAAGUGCAAGAUCAUUCAUACGGAUAUAAAGCCAGAAAACAUUUUGAUGUGCGUGGAUGAUGCCUAUGUUCGUAGAAUGGCUGCUGAAGCUACCGAAUGGCAGAAAGCUGGUGCUCCUCCUCCCUCUGGCUCAGCAGUGAGUACAGCUCCACAACAAAAGCCUGUUGGAAAAAUAUCCAAAAACAAAAAGAAAAAACUGAAGAAAAAACAGAAGAGACAAGCUGAGCUGUUAGAAAAACGCCUGCAGGAAAUAGAAGAACUAGAGCGAGAAGCUGAAAGGAAAAAAAUAGAAGAAAAUGUAACCUCAGCUGUACCAUCAAAUGAACAAGAAGAUGAGUACCACCCAGAGGUGAAACUAAAAACAGCUGAUAUAGAAGAGGUAGUAGAUGAAGAACCUGGAAAUGAUGAUGGUGAAGCAGAAGAUCAGGAUGAAAAAGAAGACACAGAGAAAGAAAACACUGAAAAAGAUGAUGACGUUGAACAGGAACUUGUCAACACUGACCCUACAGACCCUAAGUGGAUAGAAUCCCCCAAAACAAAUGGCCAUAUUGUGAAUGGCCCAUUCAUAUUGGAACAACAGAUUGAAGAUGAAGAUGAGGAAGAGGAAGAAUGUCCAAAUCCAGAGGAAUAUAAUCUUGAUGAGCCAAAUGCAAAAAGUGAUUACUCUUAUAGCAGCUCCUAUGAACAGUUUAAUGGUGAAUUGCCAAAUGGACGUCAUAAAAUUCCCGAGUCACAGUUCUCUGAAUUUUCAGCUUCAGUGUUCUCUGGGGGUUUAGAAUCUGUAGCUUGUGGUUCUGCUGUUUCUGAAGGAUCAACUGUCACUGAAAGAGAGGAGAGCAGCCCAUCUCACGACAGGAGCAGAACAGUUUCAGCUUCAAGCACUGGGGAUUUGCCAAAAACAAAAACUCGUGCUGCUGACUUACUCGUGAAUCCACUGGACCCAAGAAAUGCAGAUAAAAUUAGAGUUAAAAUUGCUGACCUGGGGAAUGCCUGCUGGGUGCAUAAACACUUCACAGAAGACAUCCAGACAAGACAAUAUAGAUCCAUAGAGGUUUUAAUAGGAGCAGGUUACAGUACACCUGCUGAUAUCUGGAGUACAGCAUGUAUGGCUUUUGAGCUAGCGACGGGAGAUUAUUUGUUUGAGCCGCACUCUGGUGAAGACUAUUCCAGGGAUGAAGACCACAUAGCAUUGAUCAUUGAACUGCUGGGAAAAAUCCCUCGAAAAUACGCUAUGUUGGGGAAAUAUUCCAAGGAGUUUUUCACCAAAAAAGGAGAACUCCGACACAUUACCAAGCUGAAACCUUGGAGUCUUUUUGAUGUGCUUGUGGAGAAGUAUGGUUGGCCUCACGAAGAUGCUGCACAGUUUACAGAUUUCCUGAUCCCCAUGCUAGAAAUGGUCCCAGAGAAACGUGCUUCAGCUGGAGAAUGCCUCAGGCAUCCGUGGCUGAAUUCUUAGCAGAAUUUCCCAGCCGUUUAAAAAAAAACAAAACAAAACAAAGGCCAGCAACCACUUUCCAAUGCAUCGGACCUAAAUGGUGACUGUCACAAAUUCUUUAGCAGGAUCACACGUGAGCUGGCUUCAAUCCUCAGACCUUUGUUUUGCUUGAGGUACUGUUUGACAUUUUGCUUUUUGUGCACUGUGUUCUUGGGGAAGGGUAGUCUUUUUGUCUUCAGCUAGUAGUUUACUCACCCACUUUCUUCAGGAAACACUUACCGUGUCUUUAAGCAUUGUUUCUUGUGUUGUGUGGCAUUCAGUUGUCAGAUUUUUGAACAAAGGAAACUUCCCCCCCAUGUGUUUUGGCAAGUUUUGUAACUAUUUAUGGAAAAAAAAUAUUUUAGCUGAUGCAUAUUAUAUAAUUUACAAGCGUUAAGAAAUUUAUCAAGUCAGAAAUGAGCUAUGGUGAGGAAUUGUACAAUUUUAUCUUCUGGCAAAGGGACAUCAUUCUUGUAUUAUAGUGUAUGUAAAUGCACCCUGUAAAUGUUUAUUUCCAUUUACAUAUGGGAUUGGGGACUCAAUUUCAGGGUAAAGCGACGAAGUUUUAGAGAGCUUUAUAGCAAACCAAUUGCAUGUAGUGGACUUUAAACUGCUGUAAGGAAUUGUGUAAACUUUCUAUUCUGUAGCAGUUCCUGUUCAUUGGAUUUUAAACAAAGUGGCUCUGGUUUACAGGAUUUCAUUCCCCAAACAGCACUUUAAAGGAAGGCUAGACUUCUUUCUAAUAAAGUAUGCAUUAUCAUUUAGCACUCCCUUUUAGAACUUCUGCCUAUUUUAAGUGCUUUUAAGAAAAGAAAAAUAGCAAUUUCCCUUACAAUGUGAUAGUGAAGACAUGGUACCAUAUGGUGUUGCCUUUUUAUAAGCACUGUAAGUUGUACUAUACCUUAAGGAAAAAGAAAUGAUUAAAAGUCGAGCAUGAGAACCACUCUCUGUGUAGAAUUACUGAUCUUUUAUAAUAAAAGUGUGUGCUUGGAAUCGGUUAAGGAAGGAUAGUGCUGCAGAUAUUUGCAGUGCAGUGGGUAAAAUAGUCCAAGAAGCAAGAUCAUGCUCAUUCCAUUCAUAGCUUUACAUGUUUCUAAAAGAAAUUGCACUAGCUUUAUUCUUUCCCAUAAAUAGACAUACAAUUACCUGUUGUAAGUUGCACGCAAGUUACGUGUUUCCUAGGAAAAAAAAAGCUGCAUAGGCUGAAGCUUAUAGGCAAUACAGAUUUUAGAAUGUACAGUACAGAGGUGUGUUUUGGCCUCUUUUAGGAGUCAGUGGGAUGAAUGUAAGCUUACUUCUGAUCUUCAUGUAACUACGGUGCCACUUUUUCUUGACUUUGUCCAUAUGAAAUUUAUUCACAUGCCUUUGCAAUAACUAGAUUGUGAGAAGAUAGCCCCAUGCUGUAACAAUAACCAGUUGUUUGAGGUGCUUGCAGUUGUCUAAUUAAAGUGUUUUGUUUUUUCA